UGCACGCAAACUCAUCAUGGCCUUACAGAAAAAGUUUUCCAGCAACGAUAUGGAGCUGAUAUCGAUCAACAAAGUUAAUAAUAACGGCGGUGGUAGUGGCCCUCCAAGUGCAACCACCGACCCGAACGGGAACGGGCUGGCAAGCAUUAUGAGUGUUGGUGGCUGCGGUGGUGGCACUGGCAGUAACAACAACAGUGUGAAAAUGCCAUCGAAAAAGAUCCAGUUCAGUAAUCCCGAGUUUAGCAUUACACCGAUCGAAACGAUACCCGGAAGUACGGUACGGCCGGCACCGAGCCGUCGAAGGGAGGAAGCGAUCGUAAUGGCGAAUCUACGGAAGCGUGUGGCUGCAUGCGAUUUAAACAAAAACGUACGCAAACAGGCGGCCGGAACCAGCGCUAGUGGGAAUUUGGACGACAUCAGCAUCAACGAUACUGGCCAAACGCAGGAUGCGCUGGACAAUCGUCCCCUGCUGCCCAAAUCCACCCCAACCGAACAGCGGAAGGAGCGAUCGGGUGCGAAAGCGAACGGAUCUGAAGCAGUCGCUAGUGGUAGCGGUGGUGGUGGUGGUGAAGAAUCGCCCAAGGUAAAGAUCGUUAUGGACAAAGAGUUUAUCUUCGAGUGUCUCUGCUGGCACAAUGAGUAUCGGAUGAGGCACGGAGCACCAGCCCUGAGCGUUUCGUCCGAGCUGUGCGAGUACGCGAAACAGUGGGCCAAUCAUCUGGCAAGCACAAACGAGUUGUACUAUCAGAUCGGGACGAACUACGGGCAGAACAUCUUCUGCUGUCCGGCGAACAGUUUGCUGACGGAUCUUUCUGGACAAGAAGUAGCUACAUACUGGUACAGCACCAGCCGACGGUACGACUACUUCAAAGAGCCCCAUCUUCUCCACACGAACGUCAACACCGGCCACUUCUCGCAGAUGGUGUGGCGGGCCAGCCGCUACUUCGGCGUUAGCAAAUCCAUCUCCAAAACGGGCAAACUGUUUGUGGUUGCGUACUACUAUCCGGCCGGCAACGUGAUGGGUGAGUUCCGGCAGAACGUGCUGCCACCGAUCGUAACGAACGAUCAGGAAGGUGGACAGCAGGCAGCGCACUCUCUUUCCCGGCCAUCGUCCUCCAAGGAUCUGGAAAAUCUAAGCGCUUCCCACUGAGUAAAUAAGAAACGGUGUUCCAUAAUGUAACAGAUAACGCACUUCCUCAGCAAAGCGCUAGCCGAGUGGAUGAAGUCGGUCACGGUG
Molecule: messenger RNA, 1237 nt
Organism: Anopheles maculipalpis
Lineage: Eukaryota; Metazoa; Arthropoda; Insecta; Diptera; Culicidae
Exons: 3
Coding region: 17-1150 (377 amino acids)
Cellular component (GO): extracellular region
Source: RefSeq, a predicted model, not a curated record